Penicillium riverlandense is the source of this 1395-nucleotide messenger RNA. RefSeq lists its product as uncharacterized. Lineage: Eukaryota; Fungi; Ascomycota; Eurotiomycetes; Eurotiales; Aspergillaceae. Gene Ontology annotation, molecular function: D-serine ammonia-lyase activity. The record is from RefSeq and is a predicted model, not a curated record. Bases 1 to 1395 code for a protein of 464 amino acids. Gene Ontology annotation, biological process: D-serine catabolic process. The transcript is spliced from 2 exons.
AUGGCGUCAAUGAAACUUCCGUCACAAUUGGAUUUGACACAAUUCUACUGUGGCAAAAACAUCGCCGAUGUACCAAAGCCCGCGGCCGUGCUGGACAGAGCAAUAAUCCGUCGACAUUGUGAGCGUAUGAAGCGCACAAUCAGGGCCCUCAAUGUCGGUUUCAGAGCCCAUGUGAAGACACACAAGACCUCCGAGCUGUCCUGGAUGCAGCUCGACAAAACGAGCGAUGAAGCGAAUUUCAUGGCAUCCACUCCUCUUGAAAUCGAGAUGCUUGUCCCAAUGCUCAAAGACGUCCGAGGAAACCAUCGCGUCAACGUGCUCUACGGAGUGCCGCUUGUGCCCUCACAUGUCGAGCGUCUGGCGAAAAUCGCGCUUGAGCUCGGUAAAGAGAGUCUUUCAGUGUUAAUCGACCAUCCAGAUCAGCUACCAUACCUACAGGAGUUCGCUUCGAUCACGGGCUUCCCAGCCUGUGUCUUUGUUAAGGUGGACACCGGUUACCACCGGGCAGGUCUCCCACCUCUGGCUCUGAACAAGAACGGACUACUAGAAAAGCUAGCUGCCGCGGAAGGAGCGGGUAACGCGAACCUUCUGGGGCUGUAUUCACACAGUAGUCUAAGCUAUGCUGCAACAACAGCUGAAAAAGCGAUGGCUUAUCUCAUCUGUGAAAUCAAAGAGUGUGAGGCCGCACUGAAUAGGUGGCAAUAUCUCCUCCCCAAGAACAGACAGCUAGUCAUUAGUGUUGGUGCAACACCCCAGGUUGUUUGCUCAGAAAACCUACUCCAAGGUCGAGUAUCAUCUGCGAAAGCAAAGGAGCUGAUGUCUCUUUUGACAAGCUCGUGUUCGACUGGCACAGCUAACAAGGCCAGGAUUGAACUGCACGCUGGAGUAUAUACUGUCUUGGAUAUGCAGCAGAUAUCCACGAAUGCCAGGAAUUACGCUGGUGAGCUUGAGGACGAGAUCGCCCUCUCUGUUGUUGCGGAAGUUUGCAGCGUGUACAAUGAUGGCGAGCGGGAGAAACCAGAGGCGCUUGUCGCGGCGGGAACCCUGGCCCUUGGGAGAGAGCCAUGCGGUAAUUAUCCAGGGUGGGGUAUACUCUCUUCCUGGAGAGGGGGAGACGUCACAGGUUCUGCUGCUGGUGACCGGCUGUUUGUCGCGCGGAUCAGCCAAGAGCAUGCCAUUGUUCUGUGGCAAAAAGAGGCGCAAAGGAAGAUCCCGCUUGAAAUUGGACAGGCCGUCAAAAUUUUUCCGAACCACGCGUGCAUAACGGCUGCAUUUUACUCGUGGUACUUUAUAGUGGAUUCGGAAACUGACCCGAACGCAUCAACAAUUGUCGAUGUCUGGGUGAGAGCUCGAGCGCCGAGCAUGGAUCCACUGCUAGCCACGAGAUAUCAAUAA